AUGGCAAAAGACACCAGUAGAUUGAUCGUGGAUGACACAACAUCUGUGGCAGUCCAAUUAUCAGCCUUCCGUCAGAGGUGUGAAAAUGGAGCCAAGCCAGAGGUAUUGGAGCGCUUAAAUAGUUUAGAGGAACGGUUGGAUCGUUUGUCGGGUGUCGAAGACAAAUCGCCUGCGGUGCAGACAGACAACCUUAUAAUGGUCACCUGUCAUCCAGUUAAUCCGAACACAAUAUCGGACCUGGAGUUUGGUGCCACAGAACAGCUCGAAACGGAAGUAUUCUACUUAAAUACGGAGUCGUUCAAAAAACAGGGAAGACGGAAGCUGGUUGAAUCCGAUAUCCAAGGAUGCAUUCAGCUAUGUACACGUGAUAUCGAGGAAACUAUCGUUAGAGUAGCAGAUGGAAAAGUUAGAAUCGUUGCACCGCUUGACACCAAUAGAAAGUACUUGUCUCACCGUCUACAUCUAAAAGAUGAUGAUGGAUGGAAAACAAUUAGUGGCGUUCUGAAGCAAGGAACAUUUGAAGCGACCAUCCCUAUUCCGGUGAAAGCGCUGGUAUGCGUUACAUCUAUGGGGACAGUAUACGAUGUUACAGUUGGUCCAAAUGGAAUGGAACAUCGUUUUGCCUCAAAUAGAGAUGUUUUGAUCCGUUUCCCUAAAGGAUCCGUCCAGUCACGUCAAGUGGUACAUGUGUCGCUGGAAUCAGCUGACCGUUCCGCAAUACAGCAGCUGAAACAAAACCAGCCCGAAUUGUCCAUUGUAGGAUACACUGACAUCGUUCACAUUAAGCACUCCGAGCCAUUCAUGAAAGAUAUAUGUGUUGAACUACCGAUGGAAAUGAUUACGAGUGAUGAUAUCGCCGCCUGUGAACUUAUUUCGGUUCAUUUUCACGAUGACGAUAUCGUCAUUGACCAAAAGGGAAACAAGUUGAAAAAAGUCGGGAAAAACAAAAUCAAACUCGAAACAUCUGUGUUCUCUGGGAAAAGUGUAGUCGCCAAAAAAAGAAGACACAAACAGAAAAAGAAGAAGACGGAUUCUGAAAAUGUCCAUGCUAUAUACGGCUAUAACACUCCCUGCAGCAUUCUGGUGUUUCUUGGAGUGGGACCGACGGAAAAUUCUUGGCUGAUAUGGGGAGAAAUUGCACCGGAGCGCGAUGUUGAAGAUGUUGUUUUGAAGCGGACGAACAGCAACAAUUUAAGAGAACCUCCUAACUGUAGAUCUGGGGGGAAAUCGUUUAAAAAGAAAACAAGGAUACGAGUACAUCUUGGGUCAGAUGGAUGUUUCAAAAUGUGUAACGGUGUUGCAGAAACACAUACGAUCGUUUAUCUUCCAACAGCAAAACACAACUACAUCAGCUUUCCUGUAACUAAAACUGGAACUGGAGAAAUGGCAAUCCUGCAUUUCAAAUCUGAAACAAAGAAAACACCUUGUCAAUUGUAUACAGCAUAUUUCCGUCCAGUCGGAAUAUUGCCGCUUUCGUCCGAAUCUUCAGAUGCAGAUCAACCGACAAGUUUCUUCGACAGUCGGAGCAUGCUGACCUUAGUGCAAAACCUUGAUAUCGGCGAUUUGUUUGCUUUGGCCACAGAACUUGGCAUUUCUUUGGUAAAGUACCAAGACCUUCGCUUUAUGCAUGGUCAUCACCCUGUAGAAUUCAAAAUGUCUAUUAUAAAUAAAUGGCUGAAAUCCAGUACAGGUGAACCAGAAAAAGCUCUAUCACAAUUGACAACUGCCCUUACGAACUGCGAUAACAACAGUGUUGCUGAAAUAUGUAAAUCUGUGUUCCGCGAAGGCAGAGGAUUCAGGAAAAAUGAUUUCAAAUGAAGGAUGUUUGACAGAUUGUGGCUUGUGCUUUAACGUUACUGUUGACUCAUAAAUGCGUAAGUGUACUAUGUUAUAUUUUUCUUAGUACCUGUUUUUUCACAAUAUUCAGCUAUAUAUAUAGAAUAUCGCGUAACCUAUACUACUCAUCCAUCAGAUACAUUAUAAUUUUCCCCCUAAUAUCAUGUUCUACCUUUCAUACGGGCUAUCACCGUUAAGGUACACAUGUAUUAUCAGCAAAGCUAUCUUGUAGUGCACGAUGGGAUGGACUACGUGUAAGUACGUUAGUACUUGUUCCCCGAUCAUCAAAAUCAAAUGUUAUUUGUAAUUGUACAUGUCAAUUGACAUGAAUAAAAUAUGGUUUAGCUAGCAUAACUGAUAUGCUGACUUGAUGCAUCAGUUUUGAACAUGUCAUAGUAGCAAUAUUCAUUAGAUGUUAUGCCGAUGAUGACGUCAUGAACAUUUUUUAUAAAGACCUGAUGCACGAUGAUUUUCAUCUAGUUCAUUUCCAACAUAUGCACCUUCUAUUGUUUACGGAAGCCGGUACGGGCCAUCGAGAAAACAAAUGUUAUGUACGACUUAGCUAUUUCGUAGUAACGACUUACUAUCUCUAGUAACGACUUGUACGCCAAGGUGAUGCCAAUGGUCCCUGUCUAUGUCCAAUAUUGCAAAACACAUGUAUGUAUUCGUAUAUCGUUGCAUUGCAAUCCUUUUGUGAUGCAUCUUUGCGACCAUGGAGGCACUUUCGGGGACUUCUGUAAUUGUUCCCAUUACAAUUAGUACUUGUUAAAUCUCACAAACCCAGUUUGGGGACUUGCUGUUUUACUUCUUUAUUUUCGAGAUAGCUAAGUCGUUAUUACGACAUAAUAUAUUUUUUCACUUUGGCCUGUACCGGCUUUCGUAGUUGUUGGUUUUCAUCAUCUUGUUUGAAUAACACAUGAACACUACAGUAGUAAUGCGUACAUAGAUUGUCAGUGUUAACUUAGCCUUCCGCGUGUGCUCGUACCUGCUGAUGUUCCUUGUAACAUAACUCUUGUCUAGUUAGUAAGAUAGUAACCUUUUGCUAUUCAUAAUCUAUUCUGCUGAGUAUGUAUCUAUUUAUAACCUUCGUAAAUGUUUCAACUGUAAUGUUCUUCAACAUGGAUUCUUGUUGAUCACUUGUUACCGUAUUAUGUAAAAGUUAUUGUGAUUGGCUCGUUCAUUCAUAUGCCAAGUCCUUUCAUUGGCCGUGCGAUUCAGCACGCGCUGGGGCUGCGUUGAGUUAAAUUGAUUGAUCUCCGCGGAGCCGGCUGUGUAUUUUGACAGCAACGUAGAAUAACAGUUAUUAUGUGUUUCGUCAUUUAAUUUGAUUUGAUUAAGUUUAUUUGGUACCUGGAACGUAGAUUUGUUUUAAUUUAAUAUAGUGAUAUUCAUAAAUUUUACAAAAAAUAGGCCCGUUUAGACGGGUUGUUUUUAUAUAACAUUAUUGUUUUAUAAGUGUCCCAAGAAGGGCCCGAACCCCUAGUUCGGGAGAAGCCCCGACUUCUCGAGGAUUUCCCGAAUAUUUGAGUUACUUCCCCUGUACUAUAUCAGGCGACUAAUAUAGAGGCUAUGUGAUUUGUAGACCUUUUUAUCUAUGUAUUCUAUGUUAAUCUUAGGUGACCGGCUAUACAUACGUUUGUGAUAAUAAAC
Mizuhopecten yessoensis (Yesso scallop) is the source of this 3486-nucleotide messenger RNA. RefSeq lists its product as uncharacterized. The record is from RefSeq and is a predicted model, not a curated record. The transcript is spliced from 11 exons. Lineage: Eukaryota; Metazoa; Mollusca; Bivalvia; Pectinida; Pectinidae. Bases 1 to 1818 code for a protein of 605 amino acids.